AUGAGCCGCCGCUACGCCGCCAGCCAGCAGCAGGCGCUGCUGCAGCAGGCGCUGGCCAAGGGGGAGGCGCAGCAGGCCGGGAAGAAGAAAGGGAUCGCCGGCUUGCUGGGCGUCAGCGGCGCACAGGGGCCGCCAACGCCGACGCCGCCGCAGCAGCAGCAGCAGCCAGGCGCGCCGGGCGCGGUGGUGCCCACGGGCCGGCCCAGCGGCGGGGGCGGCAUCAACCUGUCCAGCCUGGCCGACCCCGCGGACUACUUGGCCGGGCAUCUGGACAAACAAGUCAACGAGGACAGCGCCAGGGGCAGCUUGCCGGUGCAGGGCUGGCGCUGGCAGAAGCGCUUCUUCAUCGUCAGCGACUCUCAGCGCGCCCUCUUCUACUUCAAGACCCCUGAUGACGUGCCGAAGCCCAACGGCCUGCGCGCGCGCGUGGACCUGACGGCCUGCCUGGUGGAAGACCUGGAUGAGAACGGCUACGCGCGGCCCUCGGUGGGCGCGGCAGGGGCGCACGCUUGA
Messenger RNA from Monoraphidium neglectum, 513 nucleotides. Its product is annotated as dynamin-related GTPase. The transcript has 4 exons. The record is from RefSeq and is a predicted model, not a curated record. Bases 1 to 513 code for a protein of 170 amino acids. Lineage: Eukaryota; Viridiplantae; Chlorophyta; Chlorophyceae; Sphaeropleales; Selenastraceae.